AUGUUCAAGUCGAAUACAGCGCUGAAGCAAUGCAUCGUCGUCCGCCGAGCGAUGAUAUACGAUUCCGACGGCGCGGAUGGUAUUCGUUCGUCGAACGAGGCUGGAAAGCUCGUGGCCCAAAUCUCCACGCGGACCACUGAGGCCCGCGCUCUCGCUCACCAACUCGCUGGUGCCGUCGCCGACCCGGCAGCACCGUCUUUAUCGCGCCAAUGCGAUCAGCAGCGCGUCGCCGCUAUCCGCAAGUCAUCGACACCUCCACCAUUGUUCUCCCUGUCGUGCAAGCUCGACAGCUUUGGCAUCACUCUAGUGACCUCGUCUGCACCUCAACGACUUUGGCUUCACCCUGACCACUCUCGCACACCUCCGGCUUCACCUCCACUAUUCCUCUCUGCAGCCUUCGCCUUCGCUUCGCUUUCAAAGGCGUCCUUUGCUUUCACUCCCAAGCGCGACCCUCGCCCUCGCUCUCGCUCUCAAGCACACCCUUCAACUUCACCUUCACGCCUCGCUUCCACUUCCGCUCUCAAGCUCGUCAUCUACCUCGCUUCUCGCCUCAAGCCUCCGGUCCUCAUCCCGAGCUGUCCAGUGCUCACCUCAAGCUCCCCGGCGCUUACCCCAAGCUUCCCAACGCUGUCUCGAGGUCCCCGGGGCUCUCCACCUCCCGAAGCUCCCCUUUGCUGUCUGUCGCCUCCCCAACCAGUUCACGGUGCCCAAAGCCCCUCGAGCGAUUGCUGAAGCCCUUUGAUCAAUAUAGCAAUGAAUCGUCGUCCGCCGAGCGAGGUAAUGCGGUCUGGGGAGCCCUACUUACCCAAGAUCUUCUUGGCUACCUAGACAAGGUCUCGAGCAUGAUGCUGACCCCUCGAGCGCUUUGCUGACCCCUUGAUCAUUCUGCUGACCCUCGA
Molecule: messenger RNA, 899 nt
Organism: Schizophyllum commune H4-8
Lineage: Eukaryota; Fungi; Basidiomycota; Agaricomycetes; Agaricales; Schizophyllaceae
Exons: 4
Coding region: 1-732 (243 amino acids)
Source: RefSeq, a predicted model, not a curated record